Pyricularia oryzae 70-15 is the source of this 762-nucleotide messenger RNA. Its product is annotated as H/ACA ribonucleoprotein complex subunit 2. The record is from RefSeq and is a predicted model, not a curated record. Bases 1 to 762 code for a protein of 253 amino acids. The transcript is spliced from 2 exons. Gene Ontology annotation, biological process: ribosome biogenesis. Lineage: Eukaryota; Fungi; Ascomycota; Sordariomycetes; Magnaporthales; Pyriculariaceae. Gene Ontology annotation, cellular component: ribonucleoprotein complex.
AUGGGCUCAGACAAGAAGAAGGAUGUAGCCGGCGACGAGGCGGCCAGGCUGAAGAAGGAAAAGAAGGAGAAGAAGCGCAGCGAGAAGGACGGCGUCUCCAAGUCUUCAAAGAAGGACAAGAAGGACAAGAAGAGCAAGGAGCGUCUCGCGAGCGCAAUCGACGAGCACCUGCAAUCGUCGUCCGCCAGCUCGGCAGUCAAGGCUGCCCCCGUCGACGAUGCCGAAUCUGACGAGGAGAUGGACGAGGCCAAGGCUAUUGUUGCCAAGGGCGAGCUGCCCAAGGGUGCUCUCGUGUCGUUUGCGCUGCCCCUGGCCGACGACAAGAUCCAGAAGAAGGUCCUGAAGGCGAUAAAGAAGGCUACCAAGAAGCAUGCUCUCCUCCGCGGUGUAAAAGAGGUCAACAAGGCCCUCCGGAAAGCGCCCACCAAAACUGCCACCACCACCGAAGUCCCGGGCGUCGUCAUAAUUGCUGGAGACAUUUCACCUGCCGAGGUCAUCAUGCACCUGCCCGUCUACUGCGAGGAGCGCAAUGUCCCUUACCUGUUUGUUUCCUCACGUGCCGAGCUUGGUGCCGCGGCCAAGACGAAGCGUCCCACGUCGGUGGUGAUGCUCCUUGCUCAGGGCAGGAAGCGAGAGGCGGAUAAGAAGAAGAAGGACGUAAUUGAGGAGGACGGUGAGGAGGAUGACUAUCCCAAGGCGUACAAGGAGCUGGUCAGCACGGCACAGAAAGAGUUUGCUAAGCAACUGAAGGGCCUCCUAUGA